AUGAUUACAAUUUUAGAUGAUUCAGUAGAAAAGAGGGUCUCAAUGAAAUAUCUUCCAUGUGGUGGAAACGUUGUAUUAGAAACGCGAGGCCAUGUUUGUCGAUUGAGAAACGAAGAUGAAGCACGUGAAAUGUCACAGAGUGUGCUUACUGGGUUAAUUUGGUUACAUAAAGGAGGUUACGUUCAUCGUGACAUUCGGUUAUCGAAUAUUCUCUUUGUUCCUGGUGUCACAGAAUAUAAAUAUGUUCUUAUCGAUUUUGAACAUUCUAAUUUGGAUGGAUUAGAAGUUUCUGAACAUUUGAAGGAUUGGGACAAUUCAACACUCACAAUCACAAUCAGAUAUGUAUCAAUUUGGAAAAAUGCUUGA
Messenger RNA from Funneliformis mosseae, 366 nucleotides. The record is from the annotation of a GenBank genome assembly. NCBI's taxonomy places the organism in Eukaryota, Fungi, Glomeromycota, Glomeromycetes, Glomerales, Glomeraceae.